This is a messenger RNA of Centruroides sculpturatus (bark scorpion), 609 nucleotides long. RefSeq names its product kunitz-type serine protease inhibitor 6-like. Gene Ontology annotation, molecular function: serine-type endopeptidase inhibitor activity. The coding region runs from base 55 to 609 and encodes 184 amino acids. NCBI's taxonomy places the organism in Eukaryota, Metazoa, Arthropoda, Arachnida, Scorpiones, Buthidae. The record is from RefSeq and is a predicted model, not a curated record. The transcript is spliced from 5 exons.
CUGAUUAUAUAAAUUGAGGACGAAAAUUGCUGAUUUUGAAUUAAAGAAAAAAAAAUGAAAUCAUCGACCAUUCUGUAUUUAGUUUUGAUACUAAACAUUCUUCUCGUAUCUGCAAAACAUCAUGGAAGGAUUAAUUGUAGGCUUGCACCCAAAAAAGGUUCAUGCAACGACAGAAUAAUGAAAUGGUAUUACAAUUCUAAGAAUAAGACAUGCGAGGCUUUCAUCUAUUCGGGAUGCGAUGGAAAUACCAACAAUUUCAGAAAUAAGCACAAUUGCUUGAAAUACUGCGUUAGAAAAAGACACGGAUGUGUAAGCAGAAAAUUAUAUACGGGAAAGAUAGAAAAAAAAAUGAAAUCAUCGACCAUUCUGUAUUUAGUUUUGAUACUAAACAUUCUUCUCGUAUCUGCAAAACAUCAUGGAAGGAUUAAUUGUAGGCUUGCACCCAAAAAAGGUUCAUGCAACGACAGAAUAAUGAAAUGGUAUUACAAUUCUAAGAAUAAGACAUGCGAGGCUUUCAUCUAUUCGGGAUGCGAUGGAAAUACCAACAAUUUCAGAAAUAAGCACAAUUGCUUGAAAUACUGCGUUAGAAAAAGACACGGAUGUGAGUAG